UCCCGGGCCGACCGCCUGCCAAGUUUGUGAGGCCCCAGGCUUUCUUGUGGGAGGACGCUGGGCUGUCUUCAUGCUCUUUGGCAAUGAUUAAAGUGAGGAACAAGACGACCAACGGCGACUGCCGGAAAGACCCCCGGGAGCGGAGCCGCAGCCCCAUCGAGCGAGCCGUGGCCCCGACCAUGAGCCUGCACGGCGGCCACCUGUACUCGUCCGUCCCCAGCCUCAGUCUGGAGCAGCCCCUCGCACUGACCAAGAACAGCCUGGACGCCAGCAGGCCGGCCGGCCUCUCGCCCACCCUGACCCCCGUGGAGCGGCAGCAGAACCGGCCCUCUGUGAUCACGUGCGCCUCUGCCAGUGCCCGCAACUGCAACCUGUCCCACUGCCCCAUCGCGCACAGCGGCUGCGUGGCCGGCCCGGCCAGCUACCGGAGGGCCCCAAGCUCCGCCGCCACCUGCGACCCUGUGGUGGAGGAGCACUUCCGCAGGAGCCUGGGCAAGAACUACAAGGAGCCCGAGCCGGCGCCCAACUCAGUGUCCAUCACAGGCUCCGUGGACGACCACUUUGCCAAAGCCCUGGGCGACACGUGGCUUCAGAUCAAGGCGGCCAAGGAUGGCGCAUCGAGCAGCCCCGAGUCGGCCUCCCGCCGGGGCCAGCCCGCCAGCCCCUCGGCCCACAUGGUCAGCCACAGCCACUCCCCCUCCGUGGUCUCCUGAAGGGAGCGCCGCCCGCUGACACGACGUCCAUCUGCAUGGUUUGCCUGCGCUUCGAACAGUCAGUGCUUAAAAAAAUGGAAAAACAACAAAAAAAUCGUGGGUGGGGGGGUGGGGGGAAGGGAGGGAUGGUUUCUUCGCAAAAACCAUGUCGUGGGGAUUUCUGUUGUGUUUUGUACUUGCCGGGUCGGGUGUCCGGACACGGGCCCUGGACCGUGACCGCAGGACUGCGCGCAGCCUCUGUCCGACGCAGCACCUGACCUCCUGCCUCAGUUACCAAAGAGACCUCUGACGCAGGGCUGCUGCGCCGACAGGGGCCCGGGCCUCCGGUGACCCCGACGCCCUGUGCUUUUCCAUUUGCUUCUUGAGACCCGGUGCGCGGCUCAGCGUCCAGCCCGCGUGUGUGCGCUCGUGUGUGUGCGUCUACUUGAAGAGAACGGAGCUGUCGUGUCUGAUUUGCACUAUGGGAGGAGGACAGAAGUUGCCUGCCUGGCAACUCUGUGAGAUGCUAGCACUCUGAGAGCAAACUGCUGAAAAACAAAGGGUUUAAGGAUGACAUUUCUGACCGUUUGUGUGUGUUUGCUUUCGUUGAACUUAGGACCGCUCUGGAAGGGGAAGUCUCACGCAGGUUGUAGGCCUUUCUCUGUCUAGGUUUCAGGUGCUUGCAACUGGACUGCAGACUGCCAGCCACGGGCAUUUUACCUUCUCUGAACACUGCAGUUUGUCAGACGAGUGGAGGUUGGCGGUUCCACAGUGCUUUAAACGUGAUGCAUGUUUUAAUGGAUAAAAAUAGCUGGUUUCUAUUAAUUGUAUAGUCAGUAAACAAAAACCUUAAUCCUUACUAGCUUCCUUUCAGAGUUAGUUUACUUUCGUCAGUUACAGCCCUAGGCAUACUCACUGCUGGUACAGUUGUGCUCGAAGAUGUGUAUUUGAUACUCACGUUCCUCCCAAGCAGCGCGGGGCCGCUCGGCCCCGGCAGGCCCUGGAGACGGGCAGGUGAGCGGCUGGUCAGCCUCAGUGUCGGAUGCUGGAGUUUCAGCUGCAGGCCGACACCAUUUAUGUUUUUUGCAUCCCUGUCUGCUUAUUACUCGCUCCCAGGGGAGCUGGGGUUUGUGUCUCCCACCUACCCUCGAUGCAGAAACUACUCCCUUUAACCUCUUGGCUGAACAGCAGAUUCCUGACAAUCUGUGAUACGGUAUUUUGUAUGCUUCCUCGUACGCUGGGGCCAAGGCAGUAUACAUUCCUCUGACUUUAUACAGUUAUUACUGCGUUUAUUACUCGUUUGCUCUAGAAAUAGCUACUAACUAGAAGUUAGGUGAAGAAGAAAGCAUGACAGACCCAGCUGUGGAUGCUCAACAGCUGCUCCUCUUGCUGGUAAACGUUUCCGUGCCCCCGCCUGUCCCCUGCGCUCCCUGCCAGCCCCGCCCACCCGCGGGCUUGAGCCGUCACCUGGCCAGGUGAUGCAGGCAGACCCCCACUCCCAGGGGAGCCCUCGAGGCUGGCUUUCAGUGUGAGGAAAAUACAGGUGAGCUGGUUAAUUCCGAAAGCUGGCACUGGGUGAAGAGGUGGGAGGACUGGCUCCUGUGGCCACAGGGUGGCUGCAGGUCUUCGAAAAGGCGGGAGAAGAGCCAUCCUCUGCCUCCCCCCAUGUCCCCCCCCACCUUAACUGGGCUUCCAGGCUUUUGCAUUCAGGCCCCUAUAUUUUCUGUAGGAAAAAAUCGUUGAAAACACUUUUUUUAUAUAGGUAACUUUAAGACCAUCAUUACGCUGUGCGUAAAGAAUGUACAGAGAAAUUUGUAGGUAUUUUUUGAAGAACAAUUAAUUUGUUAAUGAUAUGUAGCUAUUUAAUUUUUCCCUUUCCUAUUGUAAUCAUUCAUAUUUUUUUUUGUUUGGAAAAAAAAGUUGAUCUUUUUUUUUUUUUGGUCGUAGAAGUGUCCGUAAAAGUGCAGGAACACAGUUAUUCUAUGAGAUCACUGCAUCUGCCUUAAUAGCCACUAGUUUGUUAUUGCUACAGGCUACUGAGCGUCGCCACAGGAAAACAACCCGCUGUGGGCGGCUCUGUGCAGAACGGCCCCUCCGGGCCCGGCGUCCGCCACCGAGGCCGUUGCUUUGGGAGGGGACGGUGGCGCGGAGGGCCAGGCCCCGGUGCGCUGACCUAUCUGGGAUAGGCAGCCCCCUGGAGGGGGCCUGGGGCGGAUGGUGGCCGGGAAGGGACACUCCCUGGCCUCGGUGGGGGAAGGGUGGGGGGCUCAGUGAGGUUCUUCACAGAGCCGCGCCGUCCGCAGUGCGUUCUGACAAUUCUCUCCGUGUUUGUAAAUCUGUAAUAUACCAUUCUCUGUGGCCUGUUUUUCCUGGAAGAAGAAGAAAAAAAAGGUUUGGCAGGCCAUCUUUUUUUUGUACUUAAAAGUAGCCUUAAGAACAAUAAUAAAGUGCUCUUAAACCACA
Molecule: messenger RNA, 3155 nt
Organism: Vicugna pacos (alpaca)
Lineage: Eukaryota; Metazoa; Chordata; Mammalia; Artiodactyla; Camelidae
Gene: VGLL4
Product: vestigial like family member 4
Biological process (GO): negative regulation of DNA-templated transcription
Molecular function (GO): transcription coactivator binding
Source: RefSeq, a predicted model, not a curated record